AUGCAGAUCUUCGUCAAGACCCUCACCGGCAAGACCAUCACCCUCGAGGUCGAGUCGAGCGAUACCAUCGACAAUGUUAAGACCAAGAUCCAGGAUAAGGAGGGCAUCCCUCCCGACCAGCAACGUCUGAUCUUCGCUGGAAAGCAGCUGGAGGAUGGCCGCACCCUUAGUGACUACAACAUCCAGAAGGAGUCUACUCUCCACCUCGUUCUCCGCCUGCGUGGUGGUAUGCAGAUUUUCGUCAAGACCCUGACCGGAAAGACCAUCACCCUUGAGGUGGAGUCUUCUGACACUAUCGACAAUGUGAAGACUAAGAUUCAGGACAAGGAGGGUAUCCCUCCCGACCAGCAGCGUCUCAUCUUCGCGGGAAAGCAGCUGGAGGAUGGCCGUACCCUGUCUGACUACAACAUCCAAAAGGAAUCCACUCUUCACCUCGUCCUUCGUCUGCGUGGUGGUAUGCAGAUCUUCGUCAAAACUCUUACGGGCAAGACGAUCACAUUGGAAGUUGAAUCUUCCGACACCAUCGAUAACGUUAAGACCAAGAUUCAAGACAAGGAAGGCAUUCCCCCGGACCAGCAGCGUUUGAUCUUUGCUGGUAAGCAGUUGGAGGAUGGCCGUACCUUGUCCGACUACAACAUUCAGAAGGAAUCGACCCUUCACCUUGUCCUUCGUCUCCGUGGUGGUAUGCAGAUCUUCGUGAAGACUCUCACCGGCAAGACGAUUACGCUGGAGGUGGAGAGCUCGGAUACCAUUGAUAACGUCAAGAACAAGAUUCAAGAUAAGGAGGGCAUUCCCCCGGAUCAGCAGCGUCUCAUCUUCGCUGGUAAGCAGCUGGAAGAUGGACGUACGCUCUCCGACUACAACAUCCAGAAGGAGAGCACUCUGCACCUGGUGCUCCGUCUCCGUGGCGGAAACUAA
This is a messenger RNA of Aspergillus tubingensis, 918 nucleotides long. Its product is annotated as ubiquitin family protein. The transcript has 3 exons. The record is from RefSeq and is a predicted model, not a curated record. Gene Ontology annotation, molecular function: ubiquitin protein ligase binding; protein tag activity. The coding region runs from base 1 to 918 and encodes 305 amino acids. Lineage: Eukaryota; Fungi; Ascomycota; Eurotiomycetes; Eurotiales; Aspergillaceae. Gene Ontology annotation, biological process: protein ubiquitination; modification-dependent protein catabolic process. Gene Ontology annotation, cellular component: cytoplasm; nucleus.